GCACUUGUAGAAAAGCCUCUUAUAGUUGCACUAAAGUCUCUUAAAAAUUCUCAACAACUCAGUGAGGAAUUCUUGGAUGAGUUUAAGCGUCAUGGUAGUCUCAAACUGGAUGGUUGUGGUUACGUUGUUCAUUGUCACGGUGUGACACGCAAUCCAGAGACACAAGAGUAUAUGAUGGUUAUGAAUUAUGCUGAAGAUGGUGAUUUUAGACAUUAUAUACAGAAAAAUAUUACUACCCUUCGUUGGAAGGAUGCCGUUGAAAUGUUAUGUAGCAUCGCAAUGGGUCUUCUAAAUGUGCAUAAAAAUGGUACAUUCCAUAAAAAUUUGCAUUGUGGCAACAUUUUAAAGUUUUUUAGUUGUAACAUCGCAGAUCUCGGUUUGUGUGGUCCAAGCAAUCCCUCAGAACCACGAGGGGUAUAUGGUUCCUUACCAUUUGUUGCACCAGAAGUUCUAGCUGGUGACUCAUUUUCUGCAAAAGCUGAUAUAUAUAGUUUCGCUUUCAUAAUGUGGGAAUUAUCUUCUGGUCGACCCCCCUUUUCAGAUAGACCACAUGAUCAUUCAUUAGCAUUAGAAAUUUGUCAUGGUUUCCGAGAGGCCAUAGUGCCCGGUACACCAUUAUUCUAUGAACAAUUAAUGGUAAAAUGCUGGAAUGCAGAUCCAUCAUUGAGACCUGAUGCUGAAGAAAUUGUAGAUAUAUUAUUGAAUCCAUAUGAUUAUCAACGUCGUCUUCUUGGUUUAGAUGAAUUUACAAUAAAUAGCGCAAACAUUGACGACGUUGAUCAGUUUGAACAGACCUUAGCAUCACACAUAUCAAGUACAAAAUACCCGGUCUCUCCGGACAUACAUCCAUUUGCAAUUUAUAAUAGCCGUUUCCUAUUAUUCCCAAAUUUACCAACACCACAGAAUUCAUUCUCAAUGAUAAAUCUCAACAAUAUUCCCUACAAUGUGAUGAUGAAAUAA
This is a messenger RNA of Racocetra persica, 960 nucleotides long. Lineage: Eukaryota; Fungi; Glomeromycota; Glomeromycetes; Diversisporales; Gigasporaceae. The record is from the annotation of a GenBank genome assembly.